Coccidioides immitis RS is the source of this 1500-nucleotide messenger RNA. Its product is annotated as MFS transporter. The record is from RefSeq and is a predicted model, not a curated record. Lineage: Eukaryota; Fungi; Ascomycota; Eurotiomycetes; Onygenales; Onygenaceae. Bases 1 to 1500 code for a protein of 499 amino acids. Gene Ontology annotation, cellular component: membrane. The transcript has 5 exons. Gene Ontology annotation, biological process: transmembrane transport. Gene Ontology annotation, molecular function: transmembrane transporter activity.
AUGCCGGAUACGAAAGAAGUCAUCGACGACGCAAACUCCAAGGAGACGGUCUCCGAGGUGGAAUUCGACCCGGCUGCAGAGAAGGCCCUCCUGUGGAAAUGCGACAUCUGGGUUGUGCCCAUCCUCUUCCUCCUGUUUCUGCUGUCGUUCAUCGACCGUAUCAACAUCGGCAAUGCACGUCUCCAGGGCCUGGAGAGGGACCUGAACAUGGAAGGCCACGAUUACAACAUCGCCCUUUUCAUCUUCUUCAUCCCGUACAUUCUUCUUGAGGUUCCCAGCAAUCUCAUCCUCAAAAAGGUCGCGCCCUCUACUUGGCUCAGCGGCAUCAUUGCAGCAUGGGGGGGGGGUUUUCUUUUAUAUUUAGCUCUUCUGACGGGCAUUAUCAUAGGAAUUGUGACGGUUUGCCAGGGUGUCACCCAUAGCUUUGCUGGGCUGGUGGUGUGCCGUUUCCUCCUCGGCGCGUUCGAGGCCGGUUUCGUCCCAGGAUGCGUCUACUUGAUCUCGAUGUACUACAAGCGACAUGAGCUCCAGACACGAAUCAACCUCUUCUUCUCUGCUAGUAUCAUUGCGGGUGCUUUCAGCGGCCUACUCGCAUACGCAAUUGCAAAUAUGGACGGAGUCGCCGGCUACGGGGCCUGGCGUUGGAUUUUUAUUCUGGAAGGGAUCGCAACCGUGGUGAUCGCCGUCGCAUCAAAGUUUAUCAUUGCCGACUGGCCGGAGACGGCUAAGUUCCUCAAGGAGGACGAGAGGCGACUCCUGAUCGCCCGGCUGGCCGCCGACAACAAGGGAGCCACCAUGGAUCGCCUCGAUAGGAAGUCAAUCAGGCGGUGCUUGACGGAUGUCAAGGUUUAUCUUGGGAUCCUGAUGUACUUUGGCAUUGUGAACACCGGGUAUGCAACCUCGUUCUUCACGCCCACGAUCCUGAACCAGUUGGGAUGGACUGCGAUCAUGGCCCAGGUGAUGAGCAUUCCUGUCUUCGUGGUGGCCACGGUGGUCACUCUUGUGUGCGCGGUGAUCUCGGACCGCAUGCGACACCGCUACGCGUUCACGUUGCUGGGCUGCGGCGUCGCCACGAUCGGGUAUGUGAUCCUGAUCUGCCAGCACAGCGUGUCGGUGGGUGUGCGGUACAUGGCGGUGUUCAUGGUCACCGCGGGAGGGUUUGUGGCACAGCCGGUGGUGAUGGCGUGGGUGAGCAACAACAUGGGCGGGCACUACAAGCGAUCGAUCGCGUCGUCGAUGCAGAUUGGGUUCGGCAACAGCGGCGGGCUGGUGGCCAGCAACGUGUUCCUGAGCAGCGAGAAGCCCGGCUACCCCACGGGUUUCGGGACCAGUCUGGGGCUGGUGUGGAUCUGCGUGCUGUCCUGCACGGCGUUCUUCUGGUGGUGUCGCCGGGAGAACAGGAUCAGGGAUGCAGGCGGUCGCGACUAUCGGUUCUCCCUGCCGGAGGAUGAGCUGAACAACAUCGGUGAUGACCAUCCCACCUUCAGGUUUACAUAUUAA